Messenger RNA from Cynoglossus semilaevis (tongue sole), 2972 nucleotides. RefSeq names its product katanin p80 (WD repeat containing) subunit B 1 (gene katnb1). The transcript has 20 exons. Gene Ontology annotation, cellular component: katanin complex. The coding region runs from base 194 to 2467 and encodes 757 amino acids. Gene Ontology annotation, biological process: microtubule severing; microtubule depolymerization. Gene Ontology annotation, molecular function: microtubule binding. NCBI's taxonomy places the organism in Eukaryota, Metazoa, Chordata, Actinopteri, Pleuronectiformes, Cynoglossidae. The record is from RefSeq and is a predicted model, not a curated record.
UGUUAAUUCAUUCGACUGUGAUUGGCAAAUUAUUUUAAACAACAUUUGGAACCUAUUAGUUUAUUUUGCUACCAAAACAGUGAUUCUCCCACUAGACCACUGGCUGCCCGUGCAAAAAACAUUUUGACUACACUGGUCGCACCCUUUAAAACUCAGUUAGACCAUAGUGUAUUUACGCAAUAGUCAACAAUAGAUGGCAGUAGAGAAGAUGGAAGAGGAAUUAAAAGACGAAAAGGGAAAAAGAAGAAGGCAACGAAGAAGAAAAAGCUGUCAACAUGGCGAUCCAAGCAGCAUAAUAACACGGAGCUCCGCAGUUCAUACCUUCAAAAGGUCCUUGAAUGUUUUUUCUGCCGGUGAAUAUCUAAAUGUGAUCAGCAUGGAUGCUGUCAGAACCACAAAGAUCUCAUGGUGCUUGCAGGAGUUUGAGGCUCACUCAAGCAAGGUCUCAUGUUUGGCACUGGGAAAAAGCUCAAGCCGCCUGCUGGCUACAGGAGGAGAUGACUGCCGGGUGAACAUCUGGACUGUGAGCAAGGCCAACUGCAUCAUGAGUCUGACUGGUCCCAAAAACCCAGUGGAGUGUGUACAGUUCAACACGUCAGAGGAGCAGGUUGUAGCUGGUUCACAAUCUGGAUCAGUUCUAAUCUGGGACCUGCAGGCUGCUAAGAUUUUAAGGACUCUGAUGGGACAUAAAGCAAGUAUUACCAGUCUUGGCUUUCACCCUUUUGGGGACUUUCUUGCCUCUAGCUCCAUGGACACAAACAUCAAGCUGUGGGAUGUUCGGAGGAAAGGAUAUGUGUUCAGGUAUAAGGGUCACACCCAGACAGUGCGCAGUCUGGCCUUCAGUCCAGAUGGGAAGUGGUUAGCUUCUGCUGGAGACGACUGCACCGUCAAGCUGUGGGACCUGACUCAGGGAAAGACAAUCACAGAGUUCAAGUCGCACACUGCAGCUGUCAAUAUUGUGCAGUUCCAUCCUAAUGAGUAUCUUUUGGCAUCGGGGAGCUGUGACAGCACCAUCAAGCUGUGGGAUCUGGAGAAAUUUGUCAUGGUUGGUUCACUGGAGGGCGAUAUUUCUCCCAUAAGGUGUUUAUCUUUCAGCCCAAAUGGUAGCUGCCUGUACAGUGGAUCCAAAGACUCUCUGCGCGUCUUUGGCUGGGAGCCUGACCGCUGCUUUGACGUUGUAAAUGUGGGUUGGGGCAGAGUUUCAGAUCUGGCAGUCUGCAACCAGCAACUGAUUGGUGUGUCUCACCAGCUGUCCAGUGUGUCCUCGUACGUUGUUGAUUUAAAGAGAAUAAAACAGAGCAGCGGCUCUGUCAUCAAAGGAAUCGUCCAGAACAAUGAACCUCUCGCUGAACCAAAAGAUGUAAAAGGGGCUGCAUUGCGGAAGAGCUAUGAAAGACCAACAACUACUUGUGGCUCGCAGAGCGUGAAGCAAAGGGCGGACACGGAUCGACCAAGCCCUGAUGGUGAGCGGCGAAGUCCCAGUGAAGAUGAGGCGGAUGAGAAAACGUCGUCGGCGGAGAUACAUAACGCUGAAGACCACAAGGAAAUCUUUCAACCCAAGAACCACAUCUCUCGGACUCCACCCAAGAUGUCUGAACCUUUUCCUGCUCCUCCAGAAGACGAGACAUUCGUAACAACUGGCCACCAACUGAGCGACGUGAUGUCGCCGUUUAUCGGAAAGAUGCAGGUUCCUCCAAUAGCGUCCUCUACUCCUGUCCAAAGAGUGGAACCCACAGUCAUCUCCAGUGUGCACCCCCAAGUCUCCUCCACUGUUGGCCCCAAGUCUUGCUACCCUCCUCCUUCUCCUCAACCUGCCGUCAUCACUGCCAGGCCUACAACUCAAACCAAUAUCAUUCCUUGUUCCAGAAACGAGUCCAUUGGAUUGAAUGUAGCUGACUUCCUGCUGUUUUGCCCCAACAACAAACGGGCGGCCCUGACUGAUGAUGAGGCUUUGUCUCAAAUCAAGAAAGGUCACGACACCAUGUGUGUAAUGCUGAGCAGCCGACUAAAGAACUUGGAGACGGUGCGUGCUGUUUGGAUUAGGGAGGACGUGAAGAGUGCUCUGGAAUCUGCUGUCUCCAUGAACGAUCUUUCUAUCGUUGUAGACAUUCUCAACAUCAUCAACCUACAACCGACUGUGUGGAAACUAGACCUUUGUACAACAGUACUUCCUCAGCUCGACAAACUGCUGCAGAGUAAAUAUGAGAGCUACAUGCAGACUGGCUGCACAUCACUGAAGCUCGUCAUGAAACAUUUUUGGAUGCUUAUCGCAGACACGCUGAAGGCUGUGCCGUCUGUCGGAGUAGACAUCACACGGGAGGAACGUCAUCUGAAAUGCAGACUGUGCUACAAGCAGCUGAAGAGCCUCGGCAACAUAACAAAGAUCAAGGCGGCGCAGGUGGGUCGACAUGGAAGCACGUUCAAAGAACUGCAGCUGCUCAUGGAGCCCCUCAACGACACGCCCUGAUCUUCAAACGAGAUUUUUCGAAUCCCGGUCGAGGAACACCACGUGAACAAACUGAUCGGCAAACGCAGCAGCUGAUGGGCACAGAAAUUUUUUUUUUUUUUAAUACAACAGGAUCCCUGCCAAAGGCGUAGAGGAAGACGAUGGACGAGUUUCCAUACUGUGGACUUACACGAAGUCAAUGGAGACCAUUGGUGAUAGAGCAAACGUGGCAAGGUACCGAAGGAAAAAAAAAAAUCAGAAACAUGGAUCAUUGAUUUUGGCUACGUGAGAGGAUUGAUGUUUACCACAAUUUUUAUCCCUCCGCACAUUAGGAGUAUUUGAUGUUGCAUAACCAUCGUUAGUACUGGAAAAAAAAAAGGGUGUUUGGGUCGGACGAGGAUGGUUGAUGAUGACAUAAGCUGAGGGCACCAGGAAUAAUUAACACUGACUGAUUUGUGAGCUUUCACUUUUCUACUGUUUUAAAUGUACAUUUCCUAAUUAAUAAAUAAAGUCAAACAUUACAGCA